CGGAGCAGGGAGGGGAAUAUCCGAGAGGAAAGGACCAACGAACGCGUUUCGGGGAAAGGGGGAAACCAAAUAAGCAGUCCCCCCCUGCCACCUCCAAGCCUCUGGUCUUGUCUGAGAAUAUGUGGAUGAACUUGUCCUCACCGUGUUGUCGGCAGCAGUUCGUACUACCGUCCGCAUGAACUCAACACCGUGUGAAGUUGUGGAUUUACUGUUUGCUGUUUGUGAGUCGGCGGUGGACCAGCAGAGGAUGGAGACUUUGGGAAGAAGAGCAUAAGUGCUGCAGACUAAAGGAUGCACCUAGAAUAUGACAGAUUUGUCUGCUAAACACCACUCUGAGGGAACUUCAAAGUUUUAAAGACAGUCACAAAAACAAAACAACACGGACCGCUGAGAGAAAGGAGUAGUGACAACACCUCUCACAUUGGCCACUGUAUAACACUUGAGGCCAGCCUAAAGGACACAAACACAAAUGUGGACCUCCCAAAACGCUGUCAUCAAAUAACCAGAAGAACAGAACACAUACAAGACACUUAACUCAAAGAGAUUUGUGGCCAUGUCUGAUCACAAAGACAUGACACACCGCCACCUGCGGCACAAACUGCAGAGUCUCGGUCGAAGACUGGAUGAACUGGAAGAAGCCACUACCAAGCUGCAGAAGUCCGAGGAUGAGCUGCUUGACCUCCAGGACAAGAUCAUCCAGGCAGAAGGCAGCAACUCAUCCCUGCUUGCUGAUGUGGAGGCCCUGAGAAAACGUCUCCUGAAGAUCCAGGGUAAGGAUGAAGAGGUACGCAAAGCUGAGGACCUCUGUCGCACGGUGAGAGAGAAACUGGAAGAGGAGGAAAGUCUCACAGUAGAGCUAAGGGCAGAGAUUGAACGUCUACAACGGAGGAUGGCAGAACUGGAGAAACUGGAAGAAGCCUUUGGGAAAAGCAAGUCUGACUGUAGCCAGCUCUGCCUCAGCCUAAAUGAGGAGAAGAACUUAACCAAGAAGCUCUCGAGUGAGUUGGACAUGCUCAAAGCUCGUUUGAAGGAGGUGGAGGGCUCUGAGACAAAGUUGGAAAAAGCAGAACAGGUUUUGGCCAUGGAGCUUGAGAAAUUCAAAGGAUUUACCCAGACCUUUGUGAGUGAGCGUAAGAGGCUACUAGAGAAACAGAGGGAGGACGAGAAGAUCAUCCUAAAUUUGACAGAAAAACUGGAGCACCAGAAGAAUCGACUUGGCAUGUCCGCAGAUCCUGGUCGUGCAGAUUUUAUGAGAUCAAGAAUUGAAGAUGAGCUAUCCACAGGACUCCUCAGCAGUAAACUGGCUGGACGCAAGAAGAGCCUUGACUACUUGAAGCUGACUGAUGACAACAUUGGCCUCAUGAACAAAUCUGAGAAUGAGAAAAACAGUGAAGGAUCUCAGGAAGAGGACAACAAAGUAAAGGAGUUGACGCAGGAAGUAGAGAGGCUGAAGAACCGGCUCAAGCAGAUGGAGAUAGUGGAGGAGGACCUGAAGAACUCUGAGUCCAAAAAUGGCGAACUUCACGAGAAGUUCCAGAUGGAGCGAAACCGGGCUCGACAACUGAGCGAGCAGGUGGAACAGCUCAGGACGCAGCUGUACGGAAGAGUUGGAAUUGGAGGAAAUGGAACCAGUAAUGUGGAUAAACAUGGCAAUGGAAGCUCUAUCAUUUGCUCCAAAGGCCCCGCUAAGCUCCUGGAGAACGGCAAAGCUGAGAAUGAAGAGAUUACUGUAAAGGGAGGUUUCAGACAGGAGAAGCCUAAAUACAGGAGUGCUGCAACUGUCUCAGAACCAAGCUCACCCAAACACAGGAGCAGGGAUCUCUCUCCUCAGCACAAGAGAGAAACCAAGCUGAGGAACAAAGAGCUUAGCCACUCGGAGGAGAGCUCACCUAAAUCUGUGAGGAGAGCUCUCAGCCCUGCUCACAAGAGCAGAAGGACACCCAAAACCUCAACUACUGCAAUUUCAUCUGAUAACGGAAUAAGGGAGACAGGACGAACUGAUGACAAGACACGAGCUGCCACAUACAGCUCUAUGAAUACACCUUCUAGUGAUGUUAAAAAAAUGUCUGUUCUUAGUCGCUACCCUCCAGCAGCUAAUGACCAGAAGCCACUGAGGACAGUUCACAAACAGAACGAACAGUCUGAACAGAGCAAAAAAAGAGCAGACAAGUUUUCAAAAUUGUAUGUAGGUAGUGACAGUGAAUCAAACAGCUCUGAUGUAGUGCCUGACAGCUCCAGUAACAUCAACAAUAUAUCUGCACUAGAGAAGGACAUAGCAUCUGCCUCAGAUCAGGAAUCAAUAGACCAGGUUCAGGAAUCUGUCUCUGUGUCUGUCGCCUCCACCCUGUCCAAAGCCAAUGGCUCCUACACAGCCUACAGAUCCCAUGUCACUCCACUGCUGCCCAAUGACCAGGGGUCAGAGGGUCAUUCCUCUGCUUCAGAAACUGAAUCUACUGGUUCAAGACCCUCUGAGCCAGAGCCUGCAACUGAAACGACUACUACAAAUAUAAGUAGUAGGACUGCAACCUCCAGAUAUUCUAGAUACUCCCAUGUCCAUGACUCGCAAUCAGAGGGAUCUUCCUCCAGGAGCUCCUUUGACGAGGAGCUCCACAGCAAAACAAAUUUAGCCGAGGGAGGCCACCAUGGGCCCACGCACACUCCAUCAGGGAUUGAGAUCCAACGUGUUUGCAGCCCGCGUGAGGCACUGAGAUCAAGAGCUGUCAUCAAGCCAGCAAUUGUUGAAAUUGACAGGAAGGAAGUGAUGAUUUCAGAACCCUUGUCCACAAAUGGCAAGCCCAAAAUCUCCACCAAACCGAUCGUGUCCACCGCUAGUAAAAUGACCAGUAGUAUAACCAUCUAUCCCAAUGACCCAAACUCCUCCAGAACCAGCAGCCGCAGCAGCAGUGUUUCCAGUGAACCCCUGCCUGUCAAAGAACGCCACACAUCCACCAGUAACAUCCUCAUAGGCCCCAGCAGCGAGCACCAUGGCAGUAUCUCCAUCCCCUAUGAAAUCUCCAUCCCCAAGAGUGAGAUCACCUUGCGGCCAUGCCAGGACCAAGAUUGUGGGGCGGAUGACCACAAUGAUUCCUCUUUAAGACCCAAACAACACAACACUUCUAGACUGGAGACCACCACCAGUCACCUGUGCUGCCAACGCAGCAACUUCAGCCUCCAGUCCCCAGACACAACCUCCGCAGACUUCAACGACACAGAGUCGGGCUUUGAAAGCAGCAGCAGCACCACCACAGUCACCAGCUGGAGAAGCCAAAGACAAACCCAGCACUCCCAGGAAGAAAGUAUACCUGACAUGAAGAAUGUGACGGUUAGAAGCACCUGGAAGAACCGUGGCCCUGGGUCAGUGGAUGAGAUGGGUAGAGGAAGAGGGGGUGCCAGGACGAUGACGGACGGUGUGUCAGAAGACGAGGCAGAAACUGCGACAACAUGGAGGGCCUAUCGGGCGACCACCAUUGACACAGAGGAAGUGGUAAACAGAGGAGCUGGUGGGAAUACUGUAGAAACAAAGGGAGCCAAGCCAUCACCUGCAGAGGUGUACAUGCGUAGAAUCAAUAGUGUGGUUACUAACACCAGAGAAGUGGAGGAACCAGUGCUCCGUCGAGGCAAGAGUUCUCAGUCUCCCACCAUGGAAGCAGGAAACCAGGGAAAGACUGUACCCCACGCACCUGUUACCUCUCAGUCCUGGGGCCGAUCAUACACGCAACAACCACAGGCCACUGAUAGCGUAGAGCCCAGUCCCAACACGAGCCACAGCCCAGCCUCCUGGAGACGACAGAUACCCAGCAGCGACUCACACCACCUGGGGAGCUCUUAUGACCGGGUGUCCAAGACAGCAGGGGCUUCAUCUAGAGGGGAGCUCUGGUCUGGUCGGAGUCAAGGUUCAGGAGCCAGGGCAGAGAGGGGUGGAGCCGGGAGUCGACCGUGGAGCCACCGUCAGUCUGAACAUCACUAGACCUCCCAGGUCUGAGCAGGACAUCAGCAACAUA
Molecule: messenger RNA, 4001 nt
Organism: Scomber japonicus (chub mackerel)
Lineage: Eukaryota; Metazoa; Chordata; Actinopteri; Scombriformes; Scombridae
Gene: luzp1
Product: leucine zipper protein 1
Exons: 7
Coding region: 554-3967 (1137 amino acids)
Source: RefSeq, a predicted model, not a curated record